CCUGAGUUCCGACAUCAACAUGUACAAUGACUGCGGCGGGCGUAUUCGUAACCUGUGUAAAUGCUUGUGCCGCGCUCAACGCAGCCAUUUCAUUAGGGCAAGUGAUUAUUUCGACAGCGGUAUUGCCAUGGUCGGCGCGUUGGCGUUGGAGGUCUUCGAGGAGUGCAGGGUGAUCAGAGCCCCAGUUUACGAAUGCGUGGGUGAUGCCGACCUGGGCUAGAGUGUGGAAAAAGAGAGAAGAUGUGGUGUACAUUAUGGGCAACGAUGGAGGGCAGCACUAGAUCAUGAAGUACAGGUGUGUAUUAUAUAUAGUGCUGACUAUCCUGGGAAGUAGCAUGGGAUAUGAUGCACUUUCCUGGAUUGACAAGCCGCACAAGCGCAAUGCUGUGCGGAAAGUCGAGAACUCCAGGUUAGAUGGGUGGGAGAUGAAUACACAGUACUUGACGGAUAAGAACUAUUCAAUAGAUGACGAUGUCGUAUCAGGUUCAGCUUUUUUCGGGUUAGCAGAUGAAGGAUAUACAACGUAGUAGAAAGAAUGCGUUCAUGCUGACUCCGACAGCCAACCUCAAGGUUUGACUUGUCACUUGACCUGGUCCGAACUCGACAAGAUCUGGUGGAUUAAUCAGAAAACAGCUCAUUUACUCGCAAGACGAUGUAACGCACGCAUUAUCCCUUCAAGAACGCCC
This is a messenger RNA of Suillus plorans, 686 nucleotides long. RefSeq lists its product as uncharacterized. The record is from RefSeq and is a predicted model, not a curated record. NCBI's taxonomy places the organism in Eukaryota, Fungi, Basidiomycota, Agaricomycetes, Boletales, Suillaceae. Bases 285 to 527 code for a protein of 80 amino acids. The transcript has a single exon.